Molecule: messenger RNA, 37711 nt
Organism: Coregonus sp. 'balchen'
Lineage: Eukaryota; Metazoa; Chordata; Actinopteri; Salmoniformes; Salmonidae
Source: the annotation of a GenBank genome assembly
AUGGCUGCAGACCUGCAAGCGAAAUACACCAAAUUGGCCCAGGAGUAUUCAAAGGUAAGCAGUUCUUUGUUGCUCUAUCUUUAGCCACAAUUCUUGGCUAUUUAAUCCGAUUGCUGAUUCAUUCUAACUAGCUGCAAUGGAUUGCAAGGUACUCUACAUGACCAAAAGUAUGUGGACACCUGCUCGUCGAACAUCUCAUUCCAAAAUCAUGGGCAUUAAUAUGGAGUUGGUCCCCCCCUUUGCUGCUAUAACAGCCUCCACUCUUCUGGGAAGGCUUUCCACUAGAUGUUGGAACAUUGCUGCGGGGACUUGCUUCCAUUCGGCCACAAGAGCAUUAGUGUGGUCGGGCACUGAUGUUGGGUGAUUAGGCCUGCUUGGCAGUCGGCGUUCCAAUUCAUCCCAAAGGUGUUUGAUGGGGUUGAGGUCAGGGCUCUGUGCAGGCCAGUCAAGUUCUUCCACACCAAUCUCGAAAAAAACUAUUUAUUUAUGGACCUCGCUUUGUGCACAGGGGCAUUGUCAUGCUGAAACAAGAAAGGGCCUUCCCCAAACUGUUGCCACAAAGUUGAAAGCACAGAACCGUCUAGAAUGUCAUUGUAUGCAGUAGCGUUUAGAUUUCCCUUCACUGCAACUAAGGGGCCUAGCCCGUACCAUGAAAAACAGCCCCAGACCAUUAUUCCUCCUCCACCAAAGAACGGCAAACUUUACACCACUCCAGCCGACCCUUGGCAUUGUGUGUGGUGAUCUUAAGCUUGUCUGCGGCUGCUCAGCCAUGGAAACCCAUUUCAUGAAGCUCCCGACGAACAGUUAUUGUGCUGACGUUGCUUCCAGAGGCAGUUUGGAACUCGGUACUGAGUGUUGCAACAUAGGACAGACCAUUUUUACGCGCUGCGUGCUUCAGCAUUCGGCGGUCCUGUUCUGUGAGCUUAUUUGGCCUACCACUAAGUGGCUGAGCCAUUGUUGCGCCUAGAUGUUUCCAUUUCACUAAACAUCACUUACAGUUGACCGGGACAGCUCUAGCAGGGCAGACAUUUUACAAACUUGUUGAAAAGGUGGCAUCCUAUGAUGGUACCACGUUGAAAGUCAUUGAGCUCUUCUACUGCCAAUGUUUGUCUAUAGAGAUAGCAUGGCUGUGUGCUCGAUUUUAUACACCUGUCAACAACGGGUGUGGCUGAAAUAACCGAAUCCACUAAUUUGAAGGGGUGUCCACAAACUUUUGUGUGUGUAUAUACACUACCGGUGAAAAGUUUUAGAACACCUACUCAUUCAAGGGUUUUUCUUUAAUUUUACUAUUUUCUACAUUGUAGAAUAAUAGUGAUGACAUCAAAACUAUGAAAUAACACAUAUGGAAUCAUGUAGUAACCAAAAAAGUGUUAAACAAAUCAAAAUAUAUUUUAGAUUUUAGAUUCUUCAAAUAGCCACCCUUUGCCUUGAUGACAGCUUUGCACACUCUUGGCAUUCUCUCAACCAGCUUCAUGAGGUAGUCACCUGGAAUGCAUUUCAAUUAACAGGUGUCCCGCCUUAAAAGUUAAUUUGUAGAAUUUCUUUCCUUAAUGCGUUUGAGCCAAUCAGUUUUUUUAUGACAAGGUAGGGUUGGUAUACAGACGAUAGCCCUAUUUGGUAAAAGACCAAGUCCAUAUUAUGGCAAGAACAGCUCAAAUAAGCAAAGAGAAACGACAGUCCAUCAUAACUUUAAGACAUGAAGGUCAGUCUAUACGAAACAUUUCAAUAACUUUGAAAGUUUCUUCAAGUGCAGUCUCAGAAACCAUCAAGCGCUAUGAUGAAACUGGCUCAACAUCAACUGUUCAGAGGAGACUGUGUGAAUCAGGCCUUCAUGGUCGAAUUGCUGUAAAGAAACCACUACUAAAGGACACCAAUAAGAAGAAGAGACUUGCUUGGGCCAAGAAACACGAGCAAUGGACAUUAGACCGGUGGAAAUGUGUCCUUUGGUCUGGAGUCCAAAUGGGAGAUUUUUGGUUCCAACCGCCGUGUCUUUGUGAGAUGCAGUGUGGGUGAAUGGAUGAUCUCCGCAUGUGUAUUUCCCACCGUAAAGCAUGGAGGGAGGGCGUGUUAUGGUGUGGGGGUGCUUUGCUGUUGACACUCUGUGAUUUAUUUAGAAUUCAAGGCACACUUAACCAGCAUGGCUACCUCAGCAUUCUGCAGCGAUACGCCAUCCCAUCUGGUUUGGGCUUAGUGGGACUAUCAUUUGUUUUUCAACAGGACAAUGACCCAAUACACCUCCAGGCUGUGUAAAGGCUAUUUUACCAAGAAGGAGAGUGAUGGAGUGCUGCAUCAGAUGACCUGGCCUCCAAUCCCUGACCUCAAUCAAAUUGAGAUGGUUUGGGAUGAGUCGGACGGCAGAGUGAAGGAAAAGCAGCCAACAAGUGCUCAGCAUAUGUGGGAACUCCUUCAAGACUGUUGGAAAACCAUUCCAGGUGAAGCUGGUUGAGAGAAUGCCAAGAGUGUGCAAAGCUGUCAUCAUGGCAAAGGGUGGCUAUUUGAAGAAUCUCAAAUAUAAAAUAUAUUUUGAUUUAUUGAAUUUUUUGGUUACUACAUGAUUCCAAAUGUGUUAUUUCAUAGUUUUGAUGUCAUCACUAUUAUUCUACAAUGUAGAAAAUAGUAAAAUUUUAAAGAAAAACCCUUGAAUGAGUAGGUGUUCUAAAACUUUUGACCGGUUGUGUAUAUUGUAGCUAUUAUAACUAGCUAGGUAGCUAAUGUUAGUUGACCUAAAAACUAAAAGGUACUAGUCAAAGUAUCUAGUUACGUAGCUCAAUCUGUUUCCAAUCAAGUUCCUUUUCAGGGUGUCACUACUCACUAGUGUGUCAAUCUCCUGGGUGUAUUGUCAGGUAUAGAGAGAGCAUCCCAUUAAUAGGUUGAUUGGUGUUUGUGAUAAUCAAAGACAAUAUUUGGUGAUUUCUUUACUGCACUGUUUACUAUGAACGUGAACUGUGUACAGCAAAGGAUGUAGCAAACUGCUGUCAGUCAAUCAAAGCAACCUCAUAGCUAACGUUAUUUUGGAUGGUUUCUUCACUCUUUGAUUUAGCCUAGGUCACUGCAUGAUAUGUCAGCUGACACUCACAAUGUGUGUCAGUCUUUUAUGACAGAGGGAGGAGGGGAGGCCAGGACAGAAGCCACCCUUCUCUAAACAACACAAUGUUACACAGCCUGAGUAAAACAUGGGCAGCCAUGUUCUUCAAACCUGCUGUCAUGUGUUAGGUAGAAAAUGGAUUGGUAGCCAUGUCAAUAGUACCCAUCCUAAAAGCCCUUUGUAGGCAUUAUUAAAAUAAAUGUCAGUUAAAGACAGACUAGCUUUGGUUAAUAUAAAAACCAUCCUCCUGACCCACACUGUGUCAGUUGACAGGCAGCGAAGAGAAUGCAUGGUGUUUCCUGUCUGACUGUUGUAAAAUCACAGCCCCCCACUGGCCAAUAUCCUGUUCAUUGUAUUUUCCCAUAUAAUAUGUGGUGUGUAGUUGCCCAAUAAGCAGCAACAUUCACCCAACCUUAAGAAAUGUUAGUGCAGUCAUGCAUUGCAGUGGAGGUCUAUUGUUAAAUCAUCAAAUAUGGAUGUCUCACACAAAAUAAAUCCAUAAAAUAGCUAUGUUGCUUUGCUUAGAAGCCAAAUGCCUAGGCUAUACUGUAAAAUUGGCCAGUUUGGUCUUCAGAGCUAGUGUGUGUGUCUACAGCAGACCUACGUCUCAGUGUCUACUCCCAUGUCUCCAUAGCUCCGGGCCCAGAACCAGGUCUUGAAGAAAGGCGUGGUAGAUGAGCAGGCCAGCUCCACCUCUCUAAAGGUACAGAACCAUUCAGAGCCCUCUGGAAUAGGGUUGCAAAAUUCCAAUUUCCAAUCCUGGUUGGAAGAAAUAAGCAGGAAGGGAGUUCUCCAACCAGGAUUUCUGAAAAACCUAGGAAUUUGGGGUAAUUUACUUGAAAGUCACUGAGUGUCUUCUCCUCCACCCCGACAUUACAGGAUCAGGUGAAGCAGCGAGAACAGAGCCUGAGGAAGGUGGAGCAGGAGAUGGAUAGUCUCACCUUCAGGAACCAGCAGCUGGCUAAGAGAGUAGAGCUGCUGCAAGAGGAGCUGGCUGCUAGUGAGGCCAAGGGCAAGAAGAGCAAGGUAGAGACAUACUUGAGUAAAAGUAAAGAUACUUCAGUAAUUUCCUAAUAAUGUAUAAGUCACACAGUAAAAUACUACUUGAGUAAAAGUAUUUGGAUAUAUAUAUAUAUAUAUAUAUAUACACACACAGUGGGGAAAAAAAGUAUUUAGUCAGCCACCAAUUGUGCAAGUUCUCCCACUUAAAAAGAUGAGAGGCCUGUAAUUUUCAUCAUAGGUACACGUCAACUAUGACAGACAAAAUGAGAAAAAAAAUCCAGAAAAUCACAUUGUAGGAUUUUUUAUGAAUUUAUAUGCAAAUUAUGGUGGAAAAUAAGUAUUUGGUCAAUAACAAAAGUUUCUCAAUACUUUGUUAUAUACCCUUUGUUGGCAAUGACACAGGUCAAACGUUUUCUGUAAGUCUUCACAAGGUUUUCACACACUGUUGCUGGUAUUUUGGCCCAUUCCUCCAUGCAGAUCUCCUCUAGAGCAGUGAUGUUUUGGGGCUGUCGCUGGGCAACAAGGACUUUCAACUCCCUCCAAAGAUUUUCUAUGGGGUUGAGAUCUGGAGACUGGCUAGGCCACUCCAGGACCUUGAAAUGCUUCUUACGAAGCCACUCCUUCGUUACCCGGGCGGUGUGUUUGGGAUCAUUGUCAUGCUGAAAGACCCAGCCACGUUUCAUCUUCAAUGCCCUUGCUGAUGGAAGGAGGUUUUCACUCAAAAUCUCACGAUACAUGGCCCCAUUCAUUCUUUCCUUUACACGGAUCAGUCGUCCUGGUCCCUUUGCAGAAAAACAGCCCCAAAGCAUGAUGUUUCCACCCCCAUGCUUCACAGUAGGUAUGGUGUUCUUUGGAUGCAACUCAGCAUUCUUUGUCAUCCAAACACGACGAGUUGAGUUUUUACAAAAAAAAUCUAAUUUGGUUUCAUCUGACCAUAUGACGUUCUCCCAAUCCUCUUCUGGAUCAUCCAAAUGCACUCUAGCAAACUUCAGACGGGCCUGGACAUGUACUGGCUUAAGCAGGGGGACACGUCUUGCACUGCAGGAUUUGAGUCCCUGGCGGCGUAGUGUGUUACUGAUGGUAGGCUUUGUUACUUUGGUCCCAGCUCUCUGCAGGUCAUUCACUAGGUCCCCCCGUGUGGUUCUGGGAUUUUUGCUCACCGUUCUUGUGAUCAUUUUGACCCCACGGGGUGAGCCCCAGAUCGAGGGAUAUUAUCAGUGGUCUUGUAUGUCUUCCAUUUCCAAAUAAUUGCUCCCACAGUUGAUUUCUUAAAACCAAGCUGCUUACCUAUUGCAGAUUCAGUCUUCCCAGCCUGGUGCAGGUCUACAAUUUUGUUUCUGGUGUCCUUUGACAGCUCUUUGGUCUUGGCCAUAGUGGAGUUUGGAGUGUGACUGUUUGAGGUUGUGGACAGGUGUCUUUUUAUACUGAUAACAAGUUCAAACAGGUGCCAUUAAUACAGGUAACGAGUGGAGGACAGAGGAGGCUCUUAAAGAAGUUGUUACAGGUCUGUGAGAACUAGAAAUCUUGCUUGUUUGUAGGUGACCAAAUACUUAUUUUCCACCAUAAUUUGCAAAUAAAUUCAUAAAAAAUCCUACAAUGUGAUUUUCUGGAUUUCUUUUCCUCAUUUUGUCUGUCAUAGUUGACGUGUACCUAUGAUGAAAAUUACAGGCCUCUCAUCUUUUUAAGUGGGAGAAGUUGCACAAUUGGUGGCUGACUAAAUACUUUUUUCCCCCCCCACUGUAUAUAUAUAUAUAUAUAUAUAUAUAUAAUGUAAUUGCUAAAAUAUACUUAAGUAUAAAAAAUGGCAAAUUCCUUAUAUAAAGCAAACCAGACGCCAUCAUAUGUUUUAUUUACGGCUAGCCAGGGGCAUGCUCCAACACUCAGACAUCAUUUACAAACAAAGCAUGUGUUUAGUGAGUCUGCCAGAUCAGGGGCCGUAGGGAUGACCAGGAAUGUUCUCUUGAUAAGUGUGUGAAUUAGGCAAUUUUCCUGUCCUACUAAGCAUUCAAAAUUUAACGAGUACUUUUGGGUGUAAGGGAAAACGUAUGGAGUAAAAAGUACAAAAUCUUCUUUAGGAAUGUAGUGAAGUCAAAGUAAAAGUUGUCAAAAAUAUAAAUAGUAAAGUACAGAUACCCAAAAAAACUAGUAGUAAGUAGUACUUUCAAGUAUUUUUACUUAAGUACUUUACACCACUGCUCAUCACAUCACAUAAUGAGUAGUAAUUUGGGAUGCAAGGUGAUUUGUCGAUCAGAGAUUCUGUGCAGUCCGACUGCAAUGUAGUCGAUCUCAGACACUUUCUCUUCACCAGAACAAAGGGGACUCCCCCUCACGGCAGGGUUCGCAGCAAACCCAGAGUGUGUUUGAUGAGGACCUGCAGAAGAAGAUCCAGGAGAACGAGAGGCUUCACAUCCAGGUAUGUCGGUCUCUGAGACAUGGGAGUUAUCUGUAUGGGUGAGUGUGUACCAAGAGACUACUGGCUUGAAUAUGUGCACAUCAUCAUGUAUUUUACCAGUUGUUUUUGUGUUCUGGAAUGUGUGUCUGAGGAUGAUGUUUUUAGAAUUCUUGUAAGGUGAUGCCCAAAGAAAUGUUGAAUCCUUGGUUGGACAAUGAAGUUAUAUUAUUUUCUAUUCUAUGUUCUACUCUAAGUUCUAUGAGGCUGAUGAGCAGCACAGGCAGCAGGAGGCUCAGCUGAAGGGCCGGUUGGAGGAGCUGGAGAUAGACCAUGAACAACACCAGGCCAGAGUUGACGGACUUGCCUCCAAAUACAUGGACACUAUCGAGAGACUGCAGAGUGACAAGGCCAGACUAGAGGUGAGAGAGGGGGAUGACGGGAGGGAGGGAGGGAGGGAGGGAGGGAGGGAGGGAGGGGGGAGGAGAGAGUAGUGGACGUCUCACCAACAAAUACAUGGACACCAUUGAAAGACUGACAAGGUCCGAGUUGAGAUUGAGGGAGGGGGAGGGAAGGAAGGAGGAUGAGAGAGUAAGAAAGCGACUGAACAAAGGCAAAACUCAUGCUUUUGUUAUUGCUGAUGAUACAACAGUAAUACAUGAUGCUAUUUGUGAAUACAUGAUGCUACAGGUGAAAUCCCAGACUCUGGAGAGGGAAGCUAAAGACUGCAGAGUUCGGACAGAGGAAUGGUAAGUAACUUGUUUUAAUCUACACAUGUACCGGUUAGAUACACACAUGCUAUAUACACUGAGUGUACAAAACAUUAGGAACACCUUCCAAAUAUUGAGUUGCACCCCCUUCUGCCCUCAGAACAGCCUCAAUUCGUCGGGCAUGGACUCUACAAGGUGUCGAAAGCAUUCCACAGGGAUGCUGGCCCAUGUUGACCUCUUUGUGAGGCAUUGGAAAACCUCCCUGGUCUUUGUGGUUGAAGCUGUGUUUGAAAUUCACUGCCAGAUUGAGGGACCUUACAGAUAAUUGUAUGUGUGGGGUAAAGAGCGGUAGUCAUUCAAAAAUCAUGUUAAACACUAUUAUUGCGCACAGAGUGAGACCAUGCAAAGUAUGUGACUUGUUAAGCACAUUUUUUACUCCUGAACGUAUUUUAGGCUUGCCAUAACAAAGGGGUUGAAUACUUUUUGACUCAAGACAUUUCAGCUUUUCAUUUUUAAUUAAUUUGUGAACAUUUCGACUUUGGAAAUUCUAGUUUGACAUUAUGGGGUAUUGUGUGUAGGCCAGUGACAAAUCAAAAUGUAAUCCAUUUUAAAUUCAGGCUGUAACACAACAAAAUGUGGAAAAAGUCAUUGGUGUGAAUACUUUCUGAAGGCACUGUAGAUAAUCUUUGAUUAACAUCAGCCUACUGUCGUCACCUAGUGAGUUACACUGAGUGUAAAAAAAACAUUAGGAACACUUUCCUUAUAUUGAGUUGCACCCCCCUCCCCUCCCCUUUUUUCCCUAAGAACAGCCUCAAUUCGUCGGGGGAUGGAUUCUACAAGGUGUCGAAAGCAUUCCACAGGGAUGCUGGCCCAUGUUGACUCCAACGCUUCCCACAGUUGUCAAGUUGGCUGGAUGUCCUUUGGGUGGUGGACCAUUCUUUAUACACACGGGAAACUGUUGAGCGUGAAAAACCCAGCAGCAUUGCAGUUCUUGACACACUCAAACCGGUGCGCCUGGCACCUACAACCAUACCCCGUUCAAAUGCACUUUAAUAUUUUAUCCUCUAAAUGGCACACAUACACAAUCCAUGUCUCAAUUGUCUCAAGGCUUAAAAAUCCUUAUUUAACCUGUCUUCACCCCUUCAUCUACACUGAUUUGAAGUGGAUUUAACAGUUGACAUCAAUAAGGGAUCAUAGCUUUCACCUGGAUGCACAUGCUCAGUCUGUCAUGGAAAGAGCAGGUGAUCCUAAUGUUUUGUACACUCAGUGUAGAUGGAGAAUGAUUGUAUGUAUGUGGUAGAUGGCUUGUGGUUAACAUGAAGGAAUAAUGAGGGUUGUUAUAAUGCAUAUGUGGAUAGGGAGGUAUUUAUUAUGGUCACUGAGUGGUCAUUUACUAUCUCCUCACUCCUCUACCCUCUCUCUCUCAUCAUCCCUCUCUCUCUCCAUCAUCCCUCUCUCUCCAGUCAGCAGCAGUUGAGGAAGUGUCAGUCAGAGCUCAACAGACAGGUGAAAAAGAGCAGUAGUGUCAUCCAGGAGAAAGUGCCCUUCAACGACACCAGUGAGUACUAGUUCACUAUGCAACAUUUCACGGUUUCCGGAUCGUGUUAAUUAGAAAGAAAACAGACUGAAAGAGUGAUGGACUACCUGGAUUUGUCAAAUAAGAACUGCUCAGACAAGACACCCACAUAUGUACACUACCAGUCAAAAGUUUUAGAACACCUACUCAUUCAAGGGUUUUUCUUUAUUUUUACUAUUUUCUACAUUGUAGAAUAAUAGUGAAGACAUCAAAACAAUGAACUAACACAUAUGGAAUCAUGUAGUAACCAAAACGGUGUUAAACAAAUCAAAAUAUAUGUUAUAUUUGAGAUUCUUCAAAUAGCCACCCUUUGCCUUGAUGACAGCUUUGCACACUCUUGGCAUUCUCUCAACCAGCUUCAUGAGGUAGUCACUUGGAAUGCAUUUCAAUUAACAGGUGUGCCGCCUUAAAAGUUAAUUUGUAGAAUUUCUUUCCUUAAUGCGUUUGAGCCAAUCAGUUGUUUUGUGACAAGGUAGGGUGGGUAUACAGAAGAUAGCCCUAUUUGGUAAAAGGCCAAGUCCAUAUUAUGGCAAGAACAGCUCAAAUAAGCAAAGAGAAAUGACAGUCCAUUACUUUAAGACAUGAAGGUCAGUCUAUACGAAACAUUUCAAUAACUUUGAAAGUUUCUUCAAGUGCAGUCGCAAAAACCAUCAAGCGCUAUGAUAACUGGCUUUCAUGAGGACCGUCACAGAAAUGAACGACUCAGUUACCUCUGCUGCAGAGGAUAAGUUCAUUAGAGUUACCAGCCUCAGAAAUUGCAGCCCAAAUAAAUGCUUCAUAGAGUUAAAGUAACACACAUCUCAACAUCCUGUUCAGAGGAGACUCUGUGAAUCAGCCCUUCAUGGUCGAAUUGCUGCAUGGAAACCACUACUAAAGGACACCAAUAAGAAGAAGAGACUUGCUUGGGCCAAGAAACACGAGCAAUGGACAUUAGACCAGUGGAAAUUUGUCCUUUGGUCUGGAGUCCAAAUUGGAGAUUGUUGGUUCCAACCGCCGUGUCUUUGUGAGACGCGGUGUGGGUGAACUGAUGAUCUCCGCAUGUGUAUUUCCCACCGUAAAGCAUGGAGGGAGGAGGUGUUAUGGUGUGGGGGUGCUUUGCUGGUGACACUGUGAUUUAUUUAGAAUUCAAGGCACACUUAACCAGCAUGGCUACCACAGCAUUCUGCAGCGACGCGCCAUCCCAUCUGGUUUGGGCUUAGUGGGACUAUCAUUUGUUUUUCAACAGUACAAUGACCCUACUCCAGGCUGUGUAAGGGCUAUUUUACCAAGAAGGAAAGUGAUGGAGUGCUGCAUCAGAUGACCUGGCCUCCACAAUCCACCAACCUCAGCCAAAUUGAGAUGGUUUGGGAUGAGUCGGACGGCAGAGUGAAGGAAAAGCAGCCAACAAGUGCUCAGCAUAUGUGUGGGAACUCAAGACUGUUGGAAAAGCAUUUCAGGUGAAGCUGGUUGAGAGAAUGCCAAGAGUGUGCAAAGCUGUCAUCAAGGCAAAGGGUGGCACUGCGCCUCCCGAGUGGCGCAGUGGUCUAAGGCACUGCAUCGCAGUGCUAGCUGUGCCACUAGAGAUCCUGGUUCGAAUCCAGGCUCUGUCGUAGCCGGCCGCUACCGGGAGACCCAUGGGGCGGUGCACAAUUGGCCCAGCGUCGUCCAGGGUAGGGGAGGGAAUGGCUGGCAGGGAUGUAGCUCAGUUGGUAGAGCAUGGCGUUUGCAACGCCAGGGUUGUGGGUUCGAUUCCCACGUGGGGCCAGUAUGAAAAAUAAAAAAAGAAUGUAUGCACUCUGGAUAAGAGCGUCUGCUAAAUGACAAAAAAAAAAAUAUAUAUAUAUUUGAAGAAUCUCAAAUAUAAAAUAUAUUUUGAUUUGUUUAAUACUUUUUUGGUUACUACAUGAUUCCAUAUGUGUUAUUUCAUAGUUUUGAUGUCUUAACUAUUAUUCUGCAAUGUAGAAAAUAGUAAAAAUAAAGAAAAACCCUUGAAUGAGUAGGUGUGUCCAAACUUUUGACCGGUAGUGUAUCUGUAUGCACUACUAACUACUAAUGAUAUUGAAUUAUGUAUUUUUGCAAAUAAUGCUGUAUAAUACUAAACAUAUCUCGCUGAUGCUGUAAGAGGCAAACUGAAGCACUGUGUAAUGUGUCAUGACACUAGAGCCCUGUUCUUCUCUCUGCUCACUUAGUACUCACAAAAGUGCCUUUCUUAGAUGGUUUUCAUGCUAUAUGAAGGACAGAGCUAUGACAUGCCAUCAUUCCGCGCAUUAAAGAAAUAGUGCAACAUUUUGGCAAUUAAGCACCCUUUUUUACUUACCCAGAGUAAGAUGAACUCAUGGAUACCAUUUGUAUGUCUCUGUGUGCGGUUUGAAGUUGAAGGUAGUUUCGCGAGCCAUUGCUCGCAACCUCUACUUUUAAUUUCCCUCCCCUUUACUCCAGAAUUCAGUGACUACAACAGUCUCAACGUUCCACCACACAACAGAAGACACCAGGUGAGAGGAAACCCUAUAGCAGGGAUCAUCAACUAGAUUCAGCCGCUGACUAUUUUGUUCUUGAGUGGAUGGUCAGGGGGCCAGAACAUAAUUACAAAUAAUUUGCAAAUUGACAGCAAGAAGCCGAAACUGAUAUAAUGUAAAAAAUAAAUAUAAUAAUAAUCAUUUCAAACCUUGCUUACUAUUAUUCUACAAUGUAAAAAAUAGUAAAAAUAAAGAAAAACCCUUGAAUGAGUAGGUGUCUCCAAACUGUCUCCAAACUGUAUAUAUACACACUACCAGUCAAAAGUUUGGGGACACCUACUCAUUCAAGGGUUUUUCUUUAUUUUUACUAUUUUUUACAUUGUAGAAUAAUAGUGAAGACCUCACAACAAUGAAAUAAAACAUGGAAUCAUGUAGUAAACAAAGUGUUAAACAAAUCAAGUAUAUUUGAGAAUGUUCAAAUAGCCACCCUUUGCCUUGAUGACAGCUUUGCACACUCUUGGCAUUCUCUCAACCAGCUUCACCUGGAAUGCUUUUCCAACAGUCUUGAAGGAGUUCCCACAUAUGCUGAGCACUUGUUGGCUGCUUUUCCUUCAUUCUGCGGUUCGACUCAUCCCAAACCAUCUCCAUUGGGUUGAGGUUUGGGGAUUGUGGAGGCCAGGUCAUCUGAUGCAGCACUCCAUCACUCUCCUUCUUGGUAAAAUAGCCCUUACACAGCCUGGAGGUGUGUUGGGUCAUUGUCUUGUUGAAAAACAAAUGGUAGUCCCACUAAACCCAAACCAGAUGGGAUGGUGUAUUGCUGUAGAAUGCUGUGGUAGCCAUGCUGGUUAAGUGUGCCUUGAAUUCUAAAUAAACCACAGACAGUGUCACCAGCAAAGCACCCCCCACACCAUAACACCUCCUCCUCCUCCAUGCUUUACGGUGGGAAAUACACAUGCAGAGAUCAUCCGUUCACCCAGCCCGCGUCUCACAAAGACACGGAGGUUGGAACCAAAAAUCUCAAAUUUGGACUCCAGAUCAAAGGACAAAUUUCCACCGGUCAAAUUCCAUUGCUCGUGUUUCUUGGCCCAAGCAGGUCUCUUCUUAUUGGUGUCCUUUAGUAGUUGUUUCUUUGCAGCAAUUCGACCAUGAAGGCCUGAUUCACACAGUCCCCUCUGAACAGUUGAUGUUGAGAUGUCUGUUACUUCAACUCUGAAGCAUUUAUUUGGGCUGCAAUUUCUGAGGCUGGUAACUUAUCCUCUGCAGCAGAGUUAACUCUGGGUCUUCCAUUCCUGUCGCGGUCCUCAUGAGAGCCAGUUUCAUCAUAGCGUUUGAUGAUUUUUGCGACUGCACUUGAAGAAACUUUCAAAGUUCUUGAAAUGUUCCGUAUUUUCUGACCUUCCUGUCUUAAAGUAAUGAUGGACUGUCGUUUCUCUUUGCUUAUUUGAGCUGUUCUUGCCAUAAUAUGUUCUUGGUCUUUUACCAAAUAGGGCUAUCUUCUGUAUACCCUCCCCUACCUUGUCACAACACAACUGAUUGGCUCAAACGCAUUAAGAAGGAAAGAAAUUCCACAAAUUAACUUUUAAGAAGGCACACCUGUUAAUUGAAUUGUAUUCCAGGUGACUACCUCAUGAAGCUGGUUGAGAGAAUGCCAAGUGUGCAAAGCUGUCAUCAAGGCAAAGGGUGGCUAUUUGAAGAAUCUAUAUUUUGAUUUGUUUAACACUUUUAUGGUUACUACAUGAUUCCAUGUGUUAUUUCAUAGUUUUGAUGUCUUCACUAUUAUUCUACAAUGUAGAAAUUAGUAAAAAUAAAUAAAAACCCUUGAAUGAGUAGGUGUGUCCAAACUUUUGACUGGUACUGUAUAUAUUUUAUUGUUUUGUAAAAAAAUCAAAUAAAAAUAAUCUACCUGCCACAGUGGCUGGUGGACCAAAAAGUUAGUUUCAGUCUCUGACCACAUAUCUCUCUAUUGUGUGUAGGAAUACUUUGGAACAUAUUUCCCAAAUUAAAAUCACUUGGAGCUGAUUUGCAGGUGUUUUUAGUAUUUUAUGUCCCAAAAUGUUUUUGCUCAGAACUUGGGUGGCCAAAUAAAAUCACAGGCUACUAGUUGGGAAACCCUGCCCUAUAGCAUGAUCCUGUAUUUUAUACAACAGUCAGGGCUCAAUCCUCCGUUGUCAGGGUAGGUAUGUGGUCCAGAGUUUUGGUACAAGUCUCCUCCCUCUCUCCCGCUCCUCUCCUCCAGUUGAAGGCCCGAGACGUGGCUGGUCAGGCCUUAGGCUUCGUCCAGGACCUAGUGGCUGCUCUGUUAAACUUCCACUCCUACACAGAGCAGAGGGUACACAUCUACCCCCUGGAUUCCUCUAUCGAACCCAUCUCACCACUCAACCAGAAGGUCAGGAAAUACAGGGACACACAGUCUAUGCCCUGCCAUCCUGUUUUAGUCAUUUAGCAGAUGUUCUUAUCCACACGUGUCAAACUCAUUCCACGGAGGGCCGAGUGUCUGUAGGUUUUCGCUCCUCCCUUGUACUUGAUUGAUGAAUUAAGGUCACUAAUUAGUUCAAUAUACUAGGCGGUGUCAGAGAAAGGCAAAGAAAUGUGUCAGACUCCAGUCACCCAAGUCAUAGACUGUUCUCUCUGCUACCGCAUGGCAAGCGGUACCGGAGCGCCAAGUCUAGGUCCAAAAGACUCCUUAAUAGCUUCUACCCCCAAGCCAUAAGAGUGCUGAAAUAUUUAAUCAAAUGGCCACCUGGACUAUUUACAUUGACACCCCCCUUGCUGUUUAUUAUUUAUGCAGUCACUUUACCCCUACCUACAUGUACAAAUUAUCUCGACUAACCGGUACCCCCGCACAUUGACUCGGUACCGGUACCCCCGGUAUAUAGCCUCGGUAUUGUUAUUUUAUUGUGUUACUUUUUAUUUUAUUUUUUACUUUAGUUUAUUUAAGAAAAGAUUUACUAACUCUAUUUCUUGAACUGCAUUGUUGGUUAAGGGCUUGUAAGUAAGCAUUUCACGGUAAGGUCUACACCUGUUGUAUUCGGCGCAUGUGACAAAUAAAGUUUGAUUUUAUAAUUAGUAAGGAACUCGCCUCUGGUUGUCUAGGGCUUAAUUGAAAGGAAAACCAAAAACCUGCAGACACUCGGCCCUCCGUGGAAUGAGUUUGACACCCCUCCUCUUAUCCAUAGUGACUUACAAUAAGUGCUUUUGGCUGAAGUAGGUAAGAUGAACUCUCAACUGCCAUCUUCUCCCCAGUUCUCCCAGUAUCUACAUGAGAAUGCAGCCUAUGUGCGCCCCCUGGAGGAAGGACUAGUGCAACUACACCAGAGCAUCACAGAGGACACAGUAACAGUGCUAGAGACUGUGGGGAAACUCAAGAACUUUGCCGAUCACUUCACCUCCUACACCCACUUUCUGCAGAAGAUUCUACCAUACCAGCUCAAAAGGUCAGUACUCAUUACAUUAGGUGUGUACUGUACACAUGCGUUCCCCCGUAUCCCCCUCUUCUUCUUCUUGUGGUCCUCUGUAGCUCAGCUGGUAGAGCACGGCGCUUGUAACGCCAAGGUAGUGGGUUCGAUCCCCGGGACCACCCAUACACAAAAAUGUAUGCACGCACGACUGUAAGUCGCUUUGGAUAAAAGCGUCUGCUAAAUGGCUUAUUAUUAUUAUUAUUAUUAUUAUUAUUAUUAUUAUUCUCCUUCCCAACCUGGAGGAGGAGUGCGGCCGCUCUCUGUACCUCAGCCCUCACCUCUAAGAGCGUGUGUGUGUCUAUGGCUGCGUUUACACAGGCAGCCCAAUUCUGCAAUUUUUUCCACUAAUUGGUCUUUGACCUAUCAGAUAAUUGGUCAAAAAUUAGUGGAAAAAAUAUUAGAAUUGGGCUGCCUGUGGAAACGCAGCCUGUGUGUGUCACCCUCUCCUCCUCUCUUCUCUUCACCAGUCUGGAGGAAGAGUGCGGGACUCCGCUGUGUACCUCCUCUCUCACCUCUAAGAACCAGGAGCUGCAGAGUGACAUGAAGAGAAUCACCUCUGUGUUCGACAAACUACACAGCUACAUCAGCCUACUGGCCUUACCUAGUGAGUUAACACAGAGAGCUGACUCCACGCCAAAGUCAGUCCGCUUGAGAAUAAAGCGUGAAGCAGACCAAGUGGGGAUUUUUUUUGUAUGGAGGGUGUUAGGGUUGGGUGGUAUCCAGAUUUCCAUACCUUCAUACCAUUCCAGUACCAUACCAGGGUAUACGGUAUUAAUGGCAGUGCAUAUAAGGGGUGCUAUUUCUUUCCGAAUGUAAAAAAAAAAAAAAAUAUAUAUAUACAGUGGGGAGAACAAGUAUUUGAUACACUGCCGAUUUUGCAGGUUUUCCUACUUACAAAGCAUGUAGAGGUCUGUAAUUUUUAUCAUAGGUACACUUCAACUGUGAGAGACGGAAUCUAAAACAAAAAUCCAGAAAAUCACAUUGUAUGAUUUUUAAGUAAUUAAUUUGCAUUUUAUUGCAUGACAUAAGUAUUUGAUCACCUACCAACCAGUAACAAUUCCGGCUCUCACAGACAUGUUAGUUUUUCUUUAAGAAGCCCUCCUGUUCUCCACUCAUUACCUGUAAUAACUGCACCUGUUUGAACUCGUUACCUGUAUAAAUGACACCUGUCCACACACUCAAUCAAACAGACUCCAACCUCUCCACAAUGGCCAAGACCAGAGAGCUGCGUAAGGACAUCAGGGAUAAAAUUGUAGACCUGCACAAGGCUGGUAUGUGCUACAGGACAAUAGGCAAGCAGCUUGGUGAGAAGUCAACAACUGUUGGCGCAAUUAUUAGAAAAUGGAAGAAGUUCAAGAUGACGGUCAAUCACCCUCGGUCUGGGGCUCCAUGCAAGAUCUCACCUCGUGGGGCAUCAAUGAUCAUGGUGAGGGAUCAGCCCAGACCUACACGGCAGGACCUGGUCAAUGACCUGAAGAGAGCUGGGACCACAGUCUCAAAGAAAACCAUUAGUAACACACUACGCCGUCAUGGAUUAAAAUCCUGCAGCGCACGCAAAGUCCCCCUGCUCAAGCCAGCGCAUGUCCAGGCCCGUCUGAAGUUUGCCAAUGACCAUCUGGAUGAUCCAGAGGAGGAAUGGGAGAAGGUCAUGUGGUCUGAUGAGACAAAAAUAGAGCUUUUUGGUCUAAACUCCACUCGCCGUGUUUGGAGGAAGAAGAAGGAUGAGUACAACCCCAAGAACACCAUCCCAACUGUGAAGCAUGGAGGUGGAAACAUCAUUCUUUGGGGAUGCUUUUCUGCAAAGGGGACAGGACGACUGCACCGUAUUGAGGGGAGGAUGGAUGGGGCCAUGUAUCGCGAGAUCUUGGCCAACAAUCUCUUUCCCUCAGUAAGAGCAUUGAAGAUGGGUCGUGGCUGGGUCUUCCAGCAUGACAACGACCCAAAACACACAGCCAGGGCAACUAAGGAGUGGCUCCGUAAGAAGCAUCUCAAGGUCCUGGAGUGGCCUAGCCAGUCUCCAGACCUGAACCCAAUAGAACAUCUUUGGAGGGAGCUGAAAGUCCAGAAAAAUCCAGAAAAUCACAUUGUAUGAUUUUUAAGUAAUUCAUUUGCAUUUUAUUGCAUGACAUAAGUAUUUGAUACAUCAGAAAAGCAGAACUUAAUAUUUGGUACAGAAACCUUUGUUUGCAAUUACAGAGAUCAUACGUUUCCUGUAGGUCUUGACCAGGUUUGCACACACUGCAGCAGGGAUUUUGGCCCACUCCUCCAUACAGACCUUCUCCAGAUCCUUCAGGUUUCGGGGCUGUCGCUGGGCAAUACGGACUUUCAGCUCCCUCCAAAGAUUUUCUAUUGGGUUCAGGUCUGGAGACUGGCUAGGCCACUCCAGGACCUUGAGAUGCUUCUUACGGAGCCACUCCUUAGUUGCCCUGGCUGUGUGUUUCGGGUCGUUGUCAUGCUGGAAGACCCAGCCACGACCCAUCUUCAAUGCUCUUACUGAGGGAAGGAGGUUGUUGGCAAGAUCUCGCGAUACAUGGUCCCAUCCAUCCUCCCCUCAAUACGGUGCAGUCGUCCUGUCCCCUUUGCAGAAAAGCAUCCCCAAAGAAUGAUGUUUCCACCUCCAUGCUUCACGGUUGGGAUGGUGUUCUUGGGGUUGUACUCAUCCUUCUUCUUCCUCCAAACACGGCGAGUGGAGUUUAGACCAAAAAGCUCUAUUUUUGUCUCAUCAGACCACAUGACCUUCUCCCAUUCCUCCUCUGGAUCAUCCAGAUGGUCAUUGGCAAACUUCAGACGGGCCUGGACAUGCGCUGGCUUGAGCAGGGGGACCUUGCGUGCGCUGCAGGAUUUUAAUCCAUGACGGCGUAGUGUGUUACUAAUGGUUUUCUUUGAGACUGUGGUCCCAGCUCUCUUCAGGUCAUUGACCAGGUCCUGCCGUGUAGGUCUGGGCUGAUCCCUCACCUUCCUCAUGAUCAUUGAUGCCCCACGAGGUGAGAUCUUGCAUGGAGCCCCAGACCGAGGGUGAUUGACCGUCAUCUUGAACUUCUUCCAUUUUCUAAUAAUUGCACCAACAGUUGUUGACUUCUCACCAAGCUGCUUGCCUAUUGUCCUGUAGCCCAUCCCAGCCUUGUGCAGGUCUACAAUUUUAUCCCUGAUGUCCUUACACAGCUCUCUGGUCUUGGCCAUUGUGGAGAGGUUGGAGUCUGUUUGAUUGAGUGUGUGGACAGGUGUCAUUUAUACAGGUAACGAGUUCAAACAGGUGCAGUUAUUACAGGUAAUGAGUGGAGAACAGGAGGGCUUCUUAAAGAAAAACUAACAGGUCUGUGAGAGCCGGAAUUGUUACUGGUUGGUAGGUGAUCAAAUACUUAUGUCAUGCAAUAAAAUGCAAAUGAAUUACUUAAAAAUCAUACAAUGUGAUUUUCUUGAUUUUUGUUUUAGAUUCCGUCUCUCACAGUUGAAGUGUACCUAUGAUAAAAAUUACAGACCUCUACAUGCUUUGUAAGUAGGAAAACCUGCAAAAUCGGCAGUGUAUCAAAUACUUGUUCUCCCCACUGUAUGUGUGUGUGUGUGUGUAUAUAUAUAUAUAUACACACACACACACACACACACACACACACACACACACACACACACACACACACACACACACACACACACACAGUGGGGAAAAAAAGUAUUUAGUCAGCCACCAAUUGUGCAAGUUCUCCCACUUAAAAAGAUGAGAGGCCUGUAAUUUUCAUCAUAGGUACACGUCAACUAUGACAGACAAAUUGAGGAAAAAAAAUCCAGAAAAUCACAUUGUAGGAUUUUUAAUGAAUUUAUUUGCAAAUUAUGGUGGAAAAUAAGUAUUUGGUCACCUACAAACAAGCAAGAUUUCUGGCUCUCACAGACCUGUAACUUCUUCUUUAAGAGGCUCCUCUGUCUUCCACUCGUUACCUGUAUUAAUGGCACCUGUUUGAACUUGUUAUCAGUAUAAAAAGACACCUGUCCACAACCUCAAACAGUCACACUCCAAACUCCACUAUGGCCAAGACCAAAGAGCUGUCAAAGGACACCAGAAACAAAAUUGUAGACCUUGCACCAGGCUGGGAAGACUGAAUCUGCAAUAGGUAAGCAGCUUGGUUUGAAGAAAUCAACUGUGGGAGCAAUUAUUAGGAAAUGGAAGACAUACAAGACCACUGAUAAUCUCCCUCGAUCUGGGGCUCCACGCAAGAUCUCACCCCGUGGGGUCAAAAUGAUCACAAGAACGGUGAGCAAAAAUCCCAGAACCACACGGGGGGACCUAGUGAAUGACCUGCAGAGAGCUGGGACCAAAGUAACAAAGCCUACCAUCAGUAACACAACACAAUACGCCGCCAGGGACUCAAAUCCUGCAGUGCCAGACGUGUCCCCCUGCUUAAGCCAGUACAUGUCCAGGCCCGUCUGAAGUUUGCUAGAGUGCAUUUGGAUGAUCCAGAAGAGGAUUGGGAGAAUGUCAUAUGGUCAGAUGAAACCAAAAUAGAAUUUUUUUGUAAAAACUCAACUCGUCGUGUUUGGAGGACAAAGAAUGCUGAGUUGCAUCCAAAGAACACCAUACCUACUCUGAAGCAUGGGGUUGGAAACAUCAUGCUUUGGGGCUGUUUUUCUGCAAAGGGACCAGGACGACUGAUCCGUGUAAAGGAAAGAAUGAAUGGGGCCAUGUAUCGUGAGAUUUUGAGUGAAAACCUCCUUCCAUCAGCAAGGGCAUUGAAGAUGAAACGUGGCUGGGUCUUUCAGCAUGACAAUGAUCCCAAACACACCGCCCGGGCAACGAAGGAGUGACUUCGUAAGAAGCAUUUCAAGGUCCUGGAGUGGCCUAGCCAGUCUCCAGAUCUCAACCCCAUAGAAAAUCUUUGGAGGGAGUUGAAAGUCCGUGUUGCCCAGCGACAGCCCCAAAACAUCACUGCUCUAGAGGAGAUCUGCAUGGAGGAAUGGGCCAAAAUACCAGCAACAGUGUGUGAAAACCUUGUGAAGACUUACAGAAAACGUUUGACCUGUGUCAUUGCCAACAAAGGGUAUAUAACAAAGUAUUGAGAAACUUUUGUUAUUGACCAAAUACUUAUUUUCCACCAUAAUUUGCAAAUAAAUUCAUAAAAAAAUCCUACAAUGUGAUUUUCUCAUUUUGUCUGUCAUAGUUGACGUGUACCUAUGAUGAAAAUUACAGGCCUCUCUCAUCUUUUUAAGUGGGAGAACUUGCACAAUUGGUGGCUGACUAAAUACUUUUUUUCCCCACUGUAUGUGUGUAUAUAUAUAUAUAUAUAGUGAGGGGAAAAAAGUAUUUGAUCCCUUGCAGAUUUUGUACGUUUGCCCACUGACUAAGAAAUGAUCUAAUUUUAAUGGUAGGUUUAUUUGAACAGUGAGAGACAGAAUAACAACAACAAAAAUCCAGAAAAACGCAUGUCAAAAAUGUUAUAAAUUGAUUUGCAUUUUAAUGAGGGAAAUAAGUAUUUGACCCCUCUGCAAAACAUGACUUAGUACUUGGUGGAAAAACCCUAUUUGGCAAUCACCGAGGUCAGACGUUUCUUGUAGUUGGCCACCAGGUUUGCACACAUCUCAGGAGGGAUUUUGUCCCACUCCUCUUUGCAGAUCUUCUCCAAGUCAUUAAGGUUUCGAGGCUGACGUUUGGCAACUCGAACCUUCAGCUCCCUCCACAGAUUCUCUAUGGGAUUAAGGUCUGGAGACUGGCUAGGCCACUCCAGGACCUUAAUGUGCUUCUUCUUGAGCCACUUCUUUGUUGCCUUGGCCGUGUGUUUUGGGUCAUUGUCAUGCUGGAAUACCCAUCCACGAGUGGUUGAAAAACAAGUUUUAAUGACUCCAACCUAAGUGUAUGUAAACUUCCGACUUCAACUGUAUAUACAUAUACACAUGCAUACACACAUCCUUUAAAAAAUAUAUAUUUGCCUUUUACUUUCUAACCCUACCACACUCAAACCGGUGCGCCUGGCACCUACUACCAUACCCCUUUCAAAGGCACUUAAAUAUUUUGUUUUGCCCAUUCACACUCUAAAUGGCACACAUACACAAUCCAUGUCUCAAGCCUUAAAAAUCCUUCUUUAACUGGUGUCCUCCCCAUCUACACUGAUUCGAAGUGGAUUGAACAAGUGACAUCAAUAAGGGAUCAUAGCUUUCACCUGGAUUCACCUGGUCAGUCUGUCAUGGAAAGAGCAAUGUUUUGCACACUCCGUGUAUAUCAGCCUACUGGCCUUACUAGUGAGUAGUGUGGGACUGGAGGAAAAUCAAGUGUGCAAUUGUUUUCCAGGUGUUCGACAGGACUCCAUGCCCCAGAGCAGUUCCUCUGCUGUCUUCACCCAGCUGGCUGCCUGUCUACACAGCCUUCACGACGCGGUCAAAGGUGAAACCUUUUUUUACUAGGAAAAAGUUAUUUUGUCUGUUUUUGUAGACUAAUGUUCAAGCCACUCUGUCCUUCCUCUGUGUUCUGUAGAGAUGUCUAAGCUUAACUGUUAUAUAGCAAUAUACCUGCAGGCUUCAAGUAAAAUGGAACCAAUAACAGUGUAAGCCCCCUGUACCAUCCUUUUAACUGUUGGUCUCCUUCCUGUCUAUCUCUGUGUGUGUGUAGAGAUGUAUUUUGUAUGUAUAAGCUAAGUCCCUCUCUAUGUGUCUCUACAGAGAUGUCUACGCAUUACAGCCAGAAGGCCAGUCUGGAACAGGAGUUGUCUACAAUCACUCAGAAGCUCCGCACUACUAACGAGUGUCUGCUGGCUUCCCUGGGCUCUCUCACCAGCAGCACCGGCAAGGUAGGACCAUUUACCGCUAUAUGAACACUGGGUAUGUAUUAGUGAUGGGAGAAAAAAAUAGAUACAGUUACAUAUCACAAUAUUAUUUUUGGAUAUUAUAUCGAUUCGCUGAAGAAGAAAAAAAGUAGCUUUAGCUAGCACUAGUCGGCUGUACCUGCGGCAAAAGUUUUUUUCUCCAAUCCUAUAGCUUGUUCGCCAUCUUCUUUUUAAAUUCUGAGCCAACAUGUUUUCAGCACUUAUUUCCAUGACUGAUCAAAACAAAUGUUCUCAUGCGUUCUCUUGUCUCGCUGCAGCAGACGUAUAAUGAGCAAUAUGUUUGGAACAUCAAAUCGCAGUAUCCAAUCGUAAUACAUAUAGAAUCGUGAGAAUCGCAAUACAUAUCAUAUCGGCACCUAAGUAUGGUGAUAAUAUCGUAUCGUGAGGUCCCUGGCAGUUCCUGGCCACAUCUAUUACCACACCAUCUGUGUCUAAAUCAAGACAACUGGCCUCAGUAAACAAGCACACUGACAGCCGGUGUUGUUUUUGGUUGGCAUUCUCACAUUAGCACAGUUUAAUUGGUUGGGUAACAUGAAAAAAUAUUGAUUGAUUUUAUUUGUCUGACUGUUGUUUUUUAUUUUUAAGACAUACAGUGGGGAAAAAAAGUAUUUAGUCAGCCACCAAUUGUGCAAGUUCUCCCACUUAAAAAGAUGAGAGAGGCCUGUAAUUUUCAUCAUAGGUACACGUCAACUAUGACAGACAAAAUGAGAAAAAAAAAUCCAGAAAAUCACAUUGUAGGAUUUUUAAUGAAUUUAUUUGCAAAUUAUGGUGGAAAAUAAGUAUUUGGUCAAUAUCAAAAGUUUCUCAAUACGUUGUUAUAUACCCUUUGUUGGCAAUGACACAGGUCAAACGUUUUCUGUAAGUCUUCACAAGGUUUUCACACACUGUUGCUGGUAUUUUGGCCCAUUCCUCCAUACAGAUCUCCUCUAGAUGUUUUGGGGCUGUCGCUGGGCAACACGGACUUUCAACUCCCUCCAAAGAUUUUAUAUGGGGUUGAGAUCUGGAGACUGGCUAGGCCACUCCAGGACCUUGAAAUGCUUCUUACGAAGCCACUCCUUCGUUACCCGGGCGGUGUGUUUGGGAUCAUUGUCAUGCUGAAAGACCCAGCCACGUUUCAUCUUCAAUGCCCUUGCUGAUGGAAGGAGGUUUUCACUCAAAAUCUCACGAUACAUGGCCCCAUUCAUUCUUUCCUUUACACGGAUCAGUCGUCCUGGUCCCUUUGCAGAAAAACAGCCCCAAAGCAUGAUGUUUCCACCCCCAUGCUUCAGAGUAGGUAUGGUGUUCUUUGGAUGCAACUCAGCAUUCUUUGUCCUCCAAACACGACGAGUUGAGUUUUUAUCUGACCAUAUGACAUUCUCCCAAUCCUCUUCUGGAUCAUCCAAAUGCACUCUAGCAAACUUCAGACGGGCCUGGACAUGUACUGGCUUAAGCAGGGGAACACGUCUGGCACUGCAGGAUUUGAGUCCCUGGCGGCGUAGUGUGUUACUGAUGGUAGGCUUUGUUACUUUGGUCCCAGCUCUCUGCAGGUCAUUCACUAGGUCCCCCCGUGUGGUUCUGGGAUUUUUGCUCACCGUGGUCUUGUAUGUCUUCCAUUUCCUAAUAAUUGCUCCCACAGUUGAUUUCUUCAAACCAAGCUGCUUACCUAUUGCAGAUUCAGUCUUCCCAGCCUGGUGCAGGUCUACAAUUUUGUUUCUGGUGUCCAUUGACAGCUCUUUGGUCUUGGCCAUAGUGGAGUUUGGAGUGUGACUGUUUGAGGUUGUGGACAGGUGUCUUUUUAUACUGAUAACAAGUUCAAACAGGUGCCAUUAAUACAGGUAACGAGUGGAGGACAGAGGAGCCUCUUAAUGAAGAAGUUACAGGUCUGUGAGAGCCAGAAAUCUUGCUUGUUUGUAGGUGACCAAAUACUUAUUUUCCACCAUAAUUUGCAAAUAAAUUCAUAAAAAAUCCUACAAUGUGAUUUUCUGGAAUUUCUUUCGUGUACCUAUGAUGAAAAUGACAGGCCUCUCUCAUCUUUAAGUGGGAGAACUUGCACAAUUGGAGGCUGACUAAAUACUUUUUUUCCCCACUGUACAGUACCAGUCAAAGGUUUGGACACACCUACUCAUUCAAGGGUUUUUCUUUAUUUUUACUAUUUCCUACAUUGUAGAAUAAUAGUGAAGACAUCAAAACUAUUAUAUAACACAUAUGGAAUCAUGUAGUAACCAAAAAAGUGUUAAACAAAUCAAAAUAUAUUUUAUCUUUUGAGAUUCUUCAAAGUAGCCACCCUUUGCCUUGAUAUGACAGCUUUGCACACUCUUGGCAUUCUCUCAACCAGCUUCAUGAGGUAGUCACCUGGAAUGCAUUUCAAUUAACAGGUGUGCUUUUUAAAAGUUAAUUUGUGUAAUUUCUUUCCUUCUUUAUGCGUUUAUGCCAGUUAGUUGUGUUGUGACAAGGUGGUGGUGGUGGGGGGGGGGGCGUAUACAGAAGAUAGCCCUAUUUGGUAAAAGACCAAGUCCAUAUUAUGGCAAGAACAGCUCAGAUACGCAAAGAGAAACAACAGUCCAUCAUUACUUUAAGACAUGAAGGUCAGUCAAUGCAGAACAUUUCAAGAACUUUGAAAGUUUCUUCAAGUGCAGUUGCAAAAACCAUCAAGCGCUAUGAUGAAACUGGCUCGCAUGAGGACCGCCACAGGAAUGGAAGACCCAGAGUUACCUCUGCUGCAGAGGAUAAGUUCAUUAGAGUUACCAGCCUCAGAAAUUGCAGCCCAAAUAAAUGCUUCACAGAGUUCAAGUCACAGACACAUCUCAACAUCAACUGUUCUGAGGAGACUGCGUGAAUCAUGCCUUCAUGGUCAAAUUGCUGCAAAGAAACAACUACUAAAGGACACCAAUAAGAAGAAGAGACUUGCUUGGGCCAAGAAACACGAGCAAUGGACAUUAGACUGGUGGACAUUUGUCCUUUGGUCUGAAGUCCAAAUUUGACAUUUUUGGUUCCAACCGCCGUGGCUUUGUGAGACGUGGUGUGGGUGAACGGAUGAUCUCUGCAUGUGUAUUUCCCACCGUAAAGCAUGGAGGAGGAGGUGUUAUGGUGUGGGGGUGCUUUGCUGGUGACACUGUCUGUGAUUUAUUUAGAAUUCAAGGCACACUUAACCAGCAUGGCUACCACAGCAUUCUGCAGCAAUAUGCCAUACCAUCUGGUUUGGGCUUAGUGGGACUAUCAUUUGUUUUUCAACAGGACAAUGACCCAACACACCUCCAGGCUGUGUAAGGGCUGUUUUACCAAGAAGAAGAGUGAUGGAGUGCUGCAUCAGAUGACCUGGCCUCCACAAUCCCACGACCUCAACCCAAUUGAGAUGGUUUGGGAUGAGUCGGACGGCAGAGUGAAGGAAAAGCAGCCAACAAGUGCUCAGCAUAUGUGGGAACUCCUUCAAGACUGUUGGAAAAGCAUUCCAGGUGAAGCUGGUUGAGAGAAUGCCAAGAGUGUGCAAAGCUGUCAUCAAGGCAAAGGGUGGCUAUUUGAAGAAUCUCAAAUAUAAAAUAUAUUUUGAUUUGUUUAACACUUUUGUUUACUACAUGAUUCCAUAUGUGUUAUUUCAUAGUUUUGAUGUCUUCACUAUUAUUCUACAAGGUAGAAAAUAGUAAAAAUAAAGAAAAAGCCUUGAAUGAGUGUGUUCUAAAACUUUUGACCGGUAAUGUACAUAAAAAUCCAAAAACCGUGACCGGGAAUGCACAAUGACAGACUAAUUUCCAUUGUGGUCCUUAUUUUUUUUAUUUUUUGUUGCUGUUUUGUUUACAUAUGAGUUUAAGCAGCAGUAGCAACUGCCUUGGUAUGUGGCUCAUCGACCGUGCAGAUUGGUCAUUUACAAUACAUGACCACUAAUAAGAAGGGAGGGUUUAGUUGGGGCAGAAGGGCUAUUUUCACAGAUCCGCACCAUAUCAUAGCAUCUACAGCUGUGUAUCCCAGAUAAAAGGGAUGGGGGGGCUUUGAAACAGAGUACAGUGAGUGCAUACGUUUGUACUAUACGUAUGAGAACCCUGCGGGAAUUGAAGCCACGACCUUACCAACUGAUGGUAUGUAGAGGAGGUAGAGAAAUUUUACUGUAAUAACGAUACUGUUCUUUUUUGGUAUUAUAGUUAUAUAGUCUCUACUGUUGCCUGGCUGAUGAAUGCACCAGACACAGACCGACUGUUUGUUUGAGGUAUGAGAGAUGGGACUGCUGUUUUGUGUUGUUGUGGAGGAACAGGGAUGGAAUGCUCUGGGCUGGCUGGUUGCAGAGUUCCAGAGUUCCACGUCUGUGUUCCAGAGUUCUGUAAGAAGGAUGUUUACCAUGAGGUGAUCUGAGACCGGGGCUCAAUUCGUCUUUCUCAAGGUCCCUCCCCAUGGUCCUUCUUCUCCAAUGUAUUUUGAAAAGGAGGCAAGGAGAUAGGAUGGGGGGGAGACGAUGAAAGAAUGGGCGAGUUGUUUUGAAUGGCCCGGUGCCCCAGGUGGGGGGAGAUUUCACUUCAGGAACAAUGGAUAGGUCUAAAAUGUGCAAACCCCACCCAUCCAGGGCACCUGGCCAUGUAAAACUAACUCUCCCAUUAAUUGAGAAAGAAACUGGGUUGACAGUAAUGGGAGUGUAAAAAAACUAAACAAGGAGGACCAAGGCACUCUUCAUAUAAUUAAAAGUAGUAGUGGGAGUGUGUAUUAGAAAUCUGUGUCUGUAUUCUGUCAACUCAUCCUUGACUUCACCCACUGACCUCCUUAAAGGAACAGUGACGUAGUUCUGUAGGAUAAGUGUGUUUAGGAAAGUUUGACUUGGUGUUAUGGGGUUGUUGAAGUGUGUAGUAUAGUGAAGUUAUCAUGACUCAAAUUAUUUUAUAAACUCCUUUCACAUUAGUUUUUGUAUUUAAGUGCACCUGUUUCACCCUCAUAUUUAAGCGUAUACAACAUUGAUAGAUUGAAAACGUAUAUUCUAUGACAUUGUUGUACAGUGAUAUUCAAAUGGCGGUCUGGACUACAACAUACAGUGCAUUCGGAAGGUAUUCAGACCCCUUUACUUUUUCCACUUUUUGUUACGUUACAGCCUUAUUCUAAAAUUGAUUAAAUCGUUUUUUUUCCCUCGUCAAUCUACACACAAUACCCCAUAAUGACAAAGCAAAAACAGGUUUUUAGAAAUGUUUGCACAUUUAUUAAAUAAACUGACAUCACAUUUACCUAAGUAUUCAGACUCUUUACUCUGUACUUUGUUGAAGCACCUUUGGCAGCGAUUACAGCAUCAAGUCUUCUUUGGUAUGAUGCUACAAGCUUGGCACACAUGUAUUUCGGGAGUUUCUCCCAUUCUUAUUUGCAGAUCCUCUAAAACUCUGUCAGGUUGGAUGGGGAGCGUCGCUGCACAGCUAUUUUCAGGUCUCUCCAAAGAUGUUUGAUCGGGUUCAAGUCUGGGCUCUGGCUGGGCCACUCAAGGACAUUCAGAGACUUGUCCAGAAGCCACUCCUGUGUUGUCUUGGCUGUGUGCUUAGGGUUGUUGUUCUGUUGGAAGGUGAACCUUCGCCCAGGUAUGAGGUCCUGAGCGCUCAGGAGCAGGUUUUCAUCAAGGAUUUCUCUGUAUUUUGCUCCGUUCAUUGUUCCCUCAAUCCUGACUAGUCCCCCAGUACCUGCCACUGAAAAACAUCCCCACAGCAUGACACUGCCACCACCAUGCUUCACCGUAGGGUUGGUGCCAGGCUUCUUCCAGACGUGACGCUAAGAGUUCAAUCUUGGUUUCAUUAGACCAGAGAAUCUUGUUUCUCAUGGUCUGAGAGUCCUUUAGGUGCCUUUUGGCAAACUUCAAGUGGGCUGUCAUGUCCCUUUUACUGAGGAGUGACUGCCGUCUGGCCACUCUACCAUAAAGGUCUGAUUAGUGGAGUGCUGCAGAGAUGGUUGUCCUUCUGGAAGUUUCUCCCAUCUCCACAGAGGAACUCUGGAGCUGUCAGUGACCAUUGGGUUUUUGGUCACCUCCCUGACCAAGGCCCUUCUCCCCCGAUUGCUCAGUUUGGCCGGGUGGCCAGCUCUAGAAAGAGUCUUGGUGGUUCCAAACUUCUUCCAUUUAAGAAUGAUGGAGGCCACUGUGUUCUUGGACCUUCAAUGCUGCAGAAAUGUUUUGGAACCCUUCCCCAGAUCUGUGCCUUGAGACGAACCUGUCUCGGAGGUCUACAGACAAUUCCUUCGACCUCAUGGCUUGGUUUUUGCUCUGACAUGCACUGUCAACUGUGGGACCUUAUAUAGAUAGGUGUGUGCCUUUCCAAAUCAUGUCCAAUCAAUUGAAUUUACCACAGGUGGACUCCAAUAAAGUUGUAGAAACAUCAAGGAUGAUCAAUGGAAACAGGAUGCACCUCAGCUCAAUUUCGAGUCUCAUAGCAAAGGGUCUGAAUACUUAUGUAAAUAAGGUAUUUCAGUUUUUUAUUUGUAAGACAUUUGCAACAUUUUCUACAUCUGUUUUUGCUUUGUCAUUAUGGGGUAUUGUGUGUAGAUUGAUGAGGGGAAUAAAAUGUUUGUGUGUAAUGUGACAAUGUGGAAAAAGGGAAGAGGUCUGAAUACUUUCCGAAUGCACUGUAUAGGCCUAGAAGACCAUGUAUAUGGCUCACCAAUACUGUUUAUAAGAAGACAUUAUAAAGGCUUAAACAUGCUUACAACAAAUUAUAAAGAAUUAGUGCCUAUACCUGGAUGAUGUAAAGUCUUACCAUAAUAUUGAUUCUGUACAUUUUUCAACAGAUUGCGACGUUCUUCAGCAACAACCUGGAUUUCUUCACGUCUUCGACAGGCUACAGUCCGAGAGGGGGGGCCGGGGCCCUCAACCCCCUGCAGGCAGAGAGCAUGCUGGGUAACAAGAAGAAGGCCUCCGACUACAUGCAUGCCAUCAGAAAGGUCAGUAGCUUUCCCUCGCUUCGCUGGUCAUGUCACCUUCACAGACCUGGAUUCAAAUACUAUUUGAAUGUCAUUCAGCUGUGUUCGAUUAAGCUUGCCUAGCAAAAUGGAACCAAUAGAAUAGUCCCAAAAGUGUAAAUCCCGCCCCAUCUGGCACUCCAAUCCAAGCAGCCUAAAGCAAACAGUGGAACAUCACCUUAACAACGAUGUUGUGGUUCAGUAUAACAGUGUGUAUUUGACUGUCCUGUCCUGUCUGUUGUUUAUCCAGCCCAGACCAGAGUCCGUUCCAUACAGAGAGGCCCUGUUGAAUCGCCGUGUUCUAACUAGCUCUACAGAGAGCAGAGAGGGACUCACACAACAGGUAUUGAUUGUACUUCCAUGCUCCUCUCAGGACACAGGCCCUAUGCUUCUGUGAAACUCUUCAUUAUGCUCAAGGUAACUCAUUUGGUUACUGACUAGAUAAGUGUUAUAUAGAAGUCCUCUUACCAACUCUCCUCGCCCCUCGGUCUCUCUCCUCUCCGCCUCUUCUUUCCUCACGUGUCCUCUCCUCCACCUCUCCAUUUCCCUCUGUGUCUGUUCCUCUAUCACCCCAGGUGGUUGCGAGCCAGGAGAAGAUUGCUCGUCUGGAGCAGGAGAAAGAGCACUGGUUGCUGGAGGCCCAGCUGGGCAGGGUGAGGCUGGAGAAGGAGAGCCAGCGCAUCCAGGACCUGGAGAGACAGCUCUCCUCUGCCCUGGGAGGAGGAGGCUGCCCAGCCCUCACCAGCCUGGAGGACGGAGAGGUGGAGGAGAGAGGAGCAGGGAAGGAGGCUAUGCUAAGCACCAGUCUGGUAGAUGCAUCUUCACUCUUUUGUUUUUCUUUACGGUUGCAAGAAUCCUUCUAAAUUGAUUUCAGUAAAACUGGUAACUUUGGGAAACUUUCCGGAAGUUUGCGACCUUAUUUUUCUUCAAUAGUGAUUUGAAUUGGUCUUCAUCCUCAUGCUUAAAAAGACUACUUUGCAGUUGUCUGCUGAGACUGGCAUGAUAUGAGAUGAAAAUCUAGGGACAUCAUUCCUCCCUUUGCAACCCUCCCCUUUCCCACGAAAUGAGUCAGACACGUCCUAGUGGGAGAAGCCAUAACAUGUGUAUGGCUUCAGUGAAGGGGUUGUGUUAUCAGUGUCUGGCUAAGUUCCGAUUAUCUCUCCUUUGGCUCUUUCACUUGGUAAUUUCCCUUCACUGAUUUGAAAAUAAAUGAUGGGUAUAAGGAAUAUGGUGGAAACUCCCUCUAGCCCAUGCCUCCACCAAUUCAAUGCGUUUAGAUUUGUGGGAAGUAGUGAACGAGUGUACACUUCAGGAGAAAAUAGAUAUUAUUGGGAAGCACCCUCUCUUUGCACCAGCUUCCUUGUUUCAUACUGCCUGUAUUUUAAAAGCAUACUCAUUAGAAGGUCUAGGAUACACCCACUUAACCUUUUCCCAGAUCUAUUUGUUUUGUCCUGCCCAGACCCAGGGUACACCCACUUAACCUGGUCCCAGAUAUAUUUGUGUUGUCCUAUGGUGGUUGUCAAGACCGCACAAACAGAUCUGGGACCAGGCUAACCCCCUGCUAGUCACUAACUCGACACUGUUGUCAUGUAAUGAACAACCAGCUAAACGCUUCAUUCACAGGCUUCUAUAGAUUUAAUUCCUUGCAGGUCCAGUUUUGACAGAUACCAUUAGGGGCCUGUAGUGUUUUAUAGGAUUUCAGUGGGAGAGGAGUGGGUUUUAUUAGCCUGGGCCCAGAUCUAUUUGUGCUAUAUAGCCAACAAUGACCAUAGCAGUUGGCAAGACGACAAAAACAGAUCUGGGACCAGGCUUGGUUACAUUUUUAUAGCUUUCUCAAUUCUCAUAGGGAGUGAGUAACUGUGUUACUGUGUUUCUGUGUUUUCCAUCUCUCUCAUCAGGUUGGCAUGUUAACCACAACUCCUACCAACGAGGAAGUAAGUUUGUCUCGUUCUUCUUGACCCAACUAUUCUUUAAAGUUUGUUCCUUUUCCCAUCUUUCACAGGGCUAGUCUCUUUUUUUUCCUGAAAAGAUGGACUAAUGAACUCCAGAUUAUCACACUGUGGACAAUUACACUGAAUAGAAUGAGUGCUACGUAAUAACAUGUUAAUACAAUCUAGUUAUACUAGUGUAAUUACAACACCGGUAUAAGAGCAAUUUCAUGUAAAGUUGUUGUCGUCCUCUCUGUGUGUAUACAGGUGGGAGACGAGGAGUCCAGAGAACAGCUGAUCAAGACUCACUACAUGGCCAGAGUAGGAGAGCUCACCACACAGCUACAGGUCUCUGACAGCAAGGCUGUUAACUUCCACGCUGAGGUGAGAGAGAAAUUAUGUACUGGAUCUAUUUCCCAUUCAUAAACAUAGCAACCCGUCCAGAACUAUUAUUUCCUAUUGAAUGUAAAAGGAUGUGUAGCUCUUAUUUUGUUGGUGGAUACAUGGGAGAUAUGGGGAACAAAGUCACACACGUGUGCGCUCAAUUUAGACGCUGCUAUACAGAAGACCAACUAACUAGUUGUACAGUCACUCAACCUUUUCCCCGCACGUCUUCCUUCCUCUAGUACAUACAGUGGGGAAAAAAGUAUUUAGUCAGCCACCAAUUGUGCAAGUUCUCCCACUUAAAAAGAUGAGAGAGGCCUGUAAUUUUCAUCAUAGGUACACGUCAAAUAUGAUAGACAAAAUGAGAAAAAAGAAUCCAGAAAAUCACAUUGUAGGAUUUUUAAUGAAUUUAUUUGCAAAUUAUGGUGGAAAUAACUAUUUGGUCAAUAACAAAAGUUUCUCAAUACUUUGUUAUAUACCCUUUGUUGGCAAUGACACAGGUCAAACGUUUUCUGUAAGUCUUCACAAGGUUUUCACACACUGUUGCUGGUAUUUUGGCCCAUUCCUCCAUGCAGAUCUCCUCUAGAGCAGUGAUGUUUUGGGGCUGUCGCUGGGCAACACGGACUUUCAACUCCCUCCAAAGAUUUUCUAUGGGGUUGAGAUCUGGAGACUGGCUAGGCCACUCCAGGACCUUGAAAUGCUUCUUACGAAGCCACUCCUUCGUUGCCCGAGCGGUGUGUUUGGGAUCAUUGUCAUGCUGAAAGACCCAGCCACAUUUCAUCUUCAAUGCCCUUGCUGAUGGAAUGAGGUUUUCACUCAAAAUCUCACGAUACAUGGCCCCAUUCAUUCUUUCCUUUACACGGAUUAGUCGUCCUGGUCCCUUUGCAGAAAAACAGCCCCAAAGCAUGAUGUUUCCACCCCCAUGCUUCACAUUAGGUAUGGUGUUCUUUGGAUGCAACUCAGCAUUCUUUGUCCUCCAAACACGACGAGUUGAGUUUUUACCAAAAAGUUAUAUUUUGGUUUCAUCUGACCAUAUGACAUUCUCUCAGUCCUCUUCUGGAUCAUCCAAAUGCACUCUAGCAAACUUCAGAUGGGCCUGGACAUGUACUGGCUUAAGCAGUGGGACACGUCUGGCACUGCAGGAUUUGAGUCCCUGGCGGUGUAGUGUGUUACUGAUGGUAGGCUUUGUUACUUUGGUCCCAGCUCUCUGCAGGUCAUUCACUAGGACCCCCCGUGUGGUUCUGGGAUUUUUGCUCACCGUUCUUGUGAUCAUUUUGACCCACAGGGUGAGAUCUUGCGUGGAGCCCCAGAUCGAGGGAGAUUAUCAGUGGUCUUGAUGGUCUUCCAUUUCCUAAUAAUUGCUCCCACAGUUGAUUUCUUCAAACCAAGCUGCUUACCUAUUGCAGAUUCAGUCUUCCCAGCCUGGUGCAGGUCUACAAUUUUGUUUUCUGGUGUCCUUUGACAGCUCUUUGGUCUUGGCCAUAGUGGCGUUUGGAGUGUGACGGUUUGAGGUUGUGGACAGGUGUCUUUUAUACUGAUAACAAGUUUCAAACAGGUGCAUUAAUACAGGUAACGAGUGGAGGACAGAGGAGCCCUCUUAAAGAAGAAGUUACAGGUCUGUGAGAGCCAGAAAUCUUGCUUCUUUGUAGGUGACCAAAUACUUAUUUUCCACCAUAAUUUGCAAAUAAAUUCAUAAAAAAUCCUACAAUGUGAUUUUCUGGAUUUCUUUCCCUCAAUUUGUCUGUCAUAGUUGACGUGUACCUAUGAUGAAAAUUACAGGCCUCUCUCAUCUUUUUAAGUGGGAGAACAUGCACAAUUGGUGGCUGACUAAAUACUGUUUUUCCCCACUGUACAUGUACAGUGAGGGGGAAAAAGUAUUUGAUCCCCUGCUGAUUUUGUACAUUUGCCCACUGACAAAGAAAUGAUCAGUCUAUAAUUUUAAUGGUAGGUUUAUUUACAUUUUUACAUUUUAGUCAUUUAGCAGACGCUCUUAUCCAGAGCGACUUACAUGAGCAAUUAGGGUUAAGUGCCUUGCUUAAGGGCACAUCGACAGAUUUUUCAACUAGUCGGCUCGGGGAUUAGAACCAGCGACCUUUCGGUUACUGGCACAACGCUCUUACCCACUAAGCUACCUGCCGCCCAACAGUGAGAGACAGAAUAACAAACAAAAAAAUCCAGAAAAACGCAUGUCAAAAAUGUUAUAAAUUGAUUUGCAUUUUAAUGAGGGAAAUAAGUAUUUGACCCCCUCUCAAUCAGAAAGAUUUCUGGCUCCCAGGUGUCUUUUAUACAGGUAACGAGCUGAGAUUAGAGCACACUCUUAAAGGGAGUGCUCCUAAUAUCAGCUUGUUACCUGUAUAAAAGACACCUGUCCACAGAAGCAAUCAAUCAAUCAGAUUCCAAACUCUCCGCCAAGACCAAAGAGCUCUCCAAGGAUGUCAGGGACAAGAUUGUAGACCUACACAAGGCUGGAAUGGGCUACAAGACCAUCGCCAAGCAGCUUGGUGAGAAGGUGACAACAGGUGGUGCGAUUUAUUUGCAAAUGGAAGAAACACAAAAGAACUGUCAAUCUCCCUCGGCCUGGGGCUCCAUGCAAGAUCUCACCUCGUGGAGUUGCAAUGAUCAUGAGAACGGUGAGGAAUCAGCCCAGAACUACACGGGAGGAUCUUGUCAAUGAUCUCAAGGCAGCUGGGACCAUAGUCACCAAGAAAACAAUUGGUAACACACUACGCCGUGACGGACUGAAAUCCUGCAGCGCCCGCAAGGUCCCCCUGCUCAAGAAAGCACAUAUACAGGGCCGUCUGAAGUUUGCCAAUGAACAUCUGAAUGAUUCAGAGGAGAACUGGGUGAAAGUGUUGUGGUCAAAUGAGAGACAAAUCAAGCUCUUUGGCAUCAACUCAACUCGCCGUGUUUGGAGGAGGAGGAAUGCUGCCUAUGACCCCAAGAACACCAUCCCCACCGUCAAACAUGGAGGUGGAAACAUUAUGGUUUGGGGGUGUUUUUCUGCUAAGGGGACAGGACAACUUCACCGCAUCAAAGGGACAAUGGACGGGGCCAUGUACCGUCAAAUCUUGGGUAAGAUUUGCCCUCAGCCAGGGCAUUGAAAAUGGGUCGUGUAUGGGUAUUCCAGCAUGACAAUGACCCAAAACACAUGGCCAAGGCUACAAAGGAGUGGCUCAAGAAGAAGCACAUUAAGGUCCUGGAGUGGCCUAGCCAGUCUCCAGACCUUAAUCCCAUAGAAAAUCUGUGGAGGGAGCUGAAGGUUCGAGUUGCCAAACGUCAGCCUCAAAACCUUAAUGACUUGGAGAAGAUCUGCAAAGAGGAGUGGAACAAAAUCCCUCCUGAGAUGUGUGCAAACCUGGUGGCCAACUACAAGAAACGUCUGACCUCUGUGAUUGCCAACAAGGGUUUUGCCACCAAGUACUAAGUCAUGUUUUGCAGAGGGGUCAAAUACUUAUUUCCCUCAUUUAAAAUGCAAAUCAAUUUCUUAACAUUUUUUACAUGUGUUUUUCUGGAUUUUUUUUGUUGUUAUUCUGUCUCUCACUGUUCAAAUAAACCUACCAUUAAAAUUAUAGACUGAUCAUGUCUUUGUCAGUGGACAAACGUACAAAAUCAGCAGGGGAUCAAAUACUUUUUUCCCUCACUGUAUAUGUUCCUGCUACUAUUUUGGUAACUUACUUCAGUCCUAUAAGUCUUGUUCCAAGGGAAAUGGAAAUGGCAACAGUUGACUAUACUGUAGUCCUACCUUGUUUCCCUGAGGAGACAAUUUCUACUUUUUCUCUUCCUCUUUCGGUUCUCUCUAUCCACUCUUUCUAUUCUAUCCUUUAUUUCCAGCUGGACUGACACGGGUGUGCUCACAGGGAAAUCAUUCAACUUUUGCACUGUUGUUCACAGUCCCAGAACUACACUUGGAUAUAUAUUUUUUUACAUCUAGAAUUAUUUUUUAAAUAUUUUUUUUUUUACCUUGUUACAUUCAUCUACAUUGGCAUGAAAUAAGUUGUGAUGCUAUAGUUAGCCAAGUCUAAAUAUAUCCAUGGGGCAUUAGUAAGUAUGUAGUAGUGACCGACUGCCACAUGUCAACCCUCAGUGCUAUGCAUCACGGCAGUAUGAUUCCUCCUGAUUUUGACUCUGUGUCUGACAGAUGGGAAACUGGAAGUAGUGAUUAGAUGCUGGCUUAGAUGCUCCCUAACAAAGUCACACUUUCUUUACUGUAGCAGAGUCAGUUAAGUUCAAACCCAAACAUCAUGUAGGCCUAUAUUUACAUAGUUUUAGUGACGAGCAUCCCAUUUUGUGACUUCCAAUUAGUUGAAGUGAUCAUCUGUGGAUAUGUUAUGUUAUAUUUUGCAUGUUUGUUUAUUCUCUGUAUCUCCUGUGUUGUAACUUCCCACCCCUAGUGUCGAGCCCUUGCCAAGCGUCUGGCUAUCGCAGAGAAGUCACGGGAGACUCUGACGGAGGACGUCAAACUGGCUAAUCAGAACAUCACAUGUCUGCAGGUAAACAACAACAUCUGUUGUCUGACUGCCAGACUGAAAGAAACCAGCAUAUCCCAGAUCCAUUCUCUCACACACAGUAUACAUUCAGCUCCAGAGAUGUUAGAUCGGGUCCAAGUCCAGGCUCUGGCUGGGCCACUCAAGGACAUUCAGAGACUUGUCCCGAAGCCACUCCUGCGUUGUCUUGGAUGUGUGCUUGGGGUCAUUGUCCUGUUGGAAAGUGAACCAUUGCCCCAGUCUGAGGUCCUGAAUGCUCUGGAGCAGGUUUUCAUCAAGGAUCUCUCUGUACUUUGCGCCGUUCAUCUUUCCCUCGAUCCUGACUAGUCUCCCAGUCCCUGCUGCUGAAAAACAUCCCCACAGCAUGAUGCUGCCACCACCAUGCUUCACCGUAGUGAUGGUGCCAGGUUUCCUCCAGACGUGACGUUUGGCAUUCAGGCCAAAGAGUUCAAUCUUGGUUCCAUCAGACCAGAUAAUCUUGUUUCUCAUGGUCUGAGAGUCUUUAGGUGCCUUUUGGCAAACUUCAAGCGGGCUGUCAUGUGCCUUUUACUGAGGAGUGGCUUCCGUCUGGCCACUCUACCAUAAAGGCCUGAUUGGUGGAGUGCUGCAGAGAUGGUUGUCCUUCUGGAAGGUUCUCCCAUCUCCACAGAGGAGCUCUGGAGCUCCUCAGAGGAACAUCUCCUCUGAUUGCUCAGUUUGGCCGAGUGGCCAGCUCUAGGAAGAGUGUUGGUGGUCCCAAACUUCUUCCAUUUAAGAAUGAUGGAGGCCACUGUGUUCUUGGGGACCUUCAAUGCAGCAGACAUUUUUUGGUACCGUUCCCCAGAUCUGUGCCUCCACACAAUCCUGUCUCUGAGCUCUACGAACAAUUCCUUUGACCUCAUGGCUUGGUUUUUGCUCGACAUGCACUGUCAACUGUGGGACAUUAUAUAGACAGGUGUGUUCCUUUCCAAAUCAUGUCCAAUCAAUUGAUUUUACCACAGGUGGACUCCAAUGAAGUUGUAGAAACAUCUCAAGGAUGAUAAAUGGAAACAGGAUGCACCUGAGCUCAAUUUCGAGUCUCAUAGCAAAGGGUCUUAAUAUUUAUGUAAAUAAGGUAUAUCUGUUUUUAAUUUUUAAUAAAUGUGCAAACAUUUCUAAAAACCUGUUUUCGCUUUGUCAUUAUGGGUAUUGUGUGUAGAUUGAGUAUUUCUUUUUUUUUCCUUCAUCAAUUUUAGAAUAAGGCUGUAUCAUAACAAUGUGGAAAAAGUCAAGGGGUCUGAAUACUUUUCGAAUGCACUGUAUGUGAAAAUUGCGCAUUUCUAUGUUUUGUAGUAAAAAAGAGAGGAAAAUAAGUGUUUCCAAUGACAUCGGUGUGCAUCGUGUGAUUUUAACCAAUUAUGAGUAGUUGAUGUCAUUUUCCUCCUAUUUUUUACUACAAAACAUAGAAACGUGACAUUUUGACAUAUGUUGAUGUUUGGGUGGUACUGGCUCUACCUAGCCACAACAUGUUCCUUUUCUUACAGGAUGAGCUAGCCACGACCAAGAGGAGUUACAAGGAACAGCUCAGUAUGAUGAGCGACCACUUGUGCAGCAUGAACGAGACCCUCAGCAAACAGAGAGAGGAGAUCGACACACUCAAACUGGGCAGCAAGGUAUAGAGUCCCCUCACACCCCACUCACUUCCUACAAACUGUAUGUUGACUGCUACUAUAUUGAUGAGGUCUUUCUUGCAAAACAGAUUUGAUCUCUUUGAGACUAACCUUGAUAAGUUAAGGUUCAAUAAAAAAUGUCACUCACUGGCCCACACAGCAAGAGAAGCAGUACUAGGUCAGGUUAUGCUGACAUGCUGUGUAGACAUAUCCCAGUAACAAACUACUGUCCAUUGUGAGGGGAGCCGGGAUGUGCCAGUGGGGGAUGGGGGGCCAGUGGGGGAUGGGGGGGACAGCAGGGUCUGAUAGGAAAAGCACCUGCUGGAGUCUGAGGCUGACAUCUGAACAAUUCAUUACUGUUUGGCUGGGCUGCUAAAGUAGAUGAAGAGGCCUUCUGUUAAAACUCACUUCUCUUAAAACACUUCUGAAAUGAGAGUGCAUGUGGGGCAGUUUCAGGACAGAAGGCGUGUAUAAGUUCUGAGGGUAUGGAUUUCACCAAACCUAGCUAUUGUGUGUGAAUGUCAGCACUUGACUGCCACCACAAGCCAAUUCAACCUGAAUACAAUCCAAGUGUAAAGAAAUAAAACGACGACAUGAUUAGCUGUGAGUGAAACUCUAGAAUGGAACGAACAAUGUUUCAAAACCAAGACACAUUCAUGGGGUUUCUUUCAUGAGUGAUCACUGGUCACGUACUAACACCACAAUCUUAUUCAAAGAAGGGCUACCCCAAAUGAAGUUACUGCAUGUCCAAAUGCCAUUACUAUCUCCAGAUUACAGUACCAGAGCAGAAGUGUUGAGACUUGGACUAGCUCUCCUGCUUUUGCUUUAUCGUUUUAAUGUUAAUUAAAAAGUGUAUUGUGAGUCUUAGUUUACCAUGCAUGAUAUAUAACUUCACCUCAUUCUGCCUUUUCCAGGGAAACUCCAAACUCCUGAAGAAGGGUCGGUAG